This is a messenger RNA of Schistosoma bovis, 1281 nucleotides long. The record is from the annotation of a GenBank genome assembly. NCBI's taxonomy places the organism in Eukaryota, Metazoa, Platyhelminthes, Trematoda, Strigeidida, Schistosomatidae.
AUGUUACUUUUACUGUUUGUAUUACUUAAUAAUAUCAUAUGCCCAACAUUAUCUAUAUAUCCAGACGAUGAUUGCAAUAAGUGUAAACAUGCUGCAAAAAGUUUUAUCUUAGGAUUUCACAAAUCAGCUGGCAAAAAUUUUGGAGGAGGGAAUUCUUUGUGGGAAGAAAAGCACUUAGGGAGCUAUUCUGUUAGCGAAGUGCGCUACCACGAUAUUGUUGAAGGGAUCUGUAGUGAUGUCAAGCAAGCAGUUAAAUGUCAUGAGUUUCUAGAAAGUAUUGAGCAUCAUUUAGAAGAUUGGUGGCUUAGGGAAUACAGGAUUGAUUCUAAUAAAGUACAAGGGUUUGAGGAAGAUUUAUGCGUCACUCGGACCAAGUUUUGCUGUCCUGCUAACUCCUUUGGGAAUUCUUGUCUUCCAUGUCAUCCAUGUUACUUUUUUGGUGGCAGGUGUGAUGGUAAUGGGACACGUUCUGGAACAGGUAAUUGUAUUUGCAACGACGGAUAUACAGGAGAGUUAUGCGACAAGUGCACCUUUGAGACUCAUUUCCAGUCCCACAGUGACUUCCCAAUAUCAUGCACACGAUGUCAUUUGUCGUGCUCCGGUGGUUGUUCUGGUCCAUUUCCUGAAAACUGUUCUGCGUGUGCCGCUGGAUGGAUCAAAGUAGACUCCGGUGAUCAACGAGGAUGUGUUGAUAUAAAUGAAUGUAUUGAUAAUCCUUGCAACAGGUCUACACAUUUUUGCUUAAACAAACCUGGUUCUUACGAAUGUGUUCCCUGUCAUCCUGCUUGUAACAAAUGUUCUGGUUCGACUGCGAACGAUUGUGAAUCUUGUGCAAGCGGUUACCAAAGAGGAAACGGAGACGUAUGUGAAGAUAUAAACGAAUGUAAUGCUGACAGCAAUAUUUGUAAUAGCGAAGGAGAAAGUUGCACGAACACAGUUGGUAGUUUUAAAUGUGAUUGCAAGAGUGGAUAUAAGCGGACUAGUAGUGGGUGCGUGUUGGAUGUAAAGCCAAGAAAAGUUUCGCAGACAUCUGGUAAGUUUGAAUCACAGUCAACAGUUCAUAACAUUAACUCACGCAAUCGUAACACGCAAAGAAUAAUAUGGACUGUAACUUAUACGAAAGAAUUCCUCAAAUACUCUGCUUCUCUAGCUGCAUUUGGCGCCUUUUGCUGGUUUGCUAAGGGACACCCUUUCGCAAUUCUGUUUGCGUCACUACUAAUCGGCUCAUUUGUGUAUUUUCAGAGCAUUAACUUUGAUUUCGUAUUUGCUAACCAGAAAUAG